AGAGAGCAGCUUUUGCAGUUUUCUGCCCUGGGUUACACUGUCCUUUAGAAGCCCCUGUAGCAGCCUUUCUAACUCCAGGUGCCUGGUGCAGUCCUCAGUUUCCUGGGCUUCCCCUGGGGGUACAGAGCUUCGGUUUGAAGGCUGUGUUCCUAGCACCUAGUUGUGUGUGCUAAAAGGGUUUGCAGGAUGGCUGCCAGCCAAUGCUCAUGGGCUUGGCCAAGGGCAGAGAAGAGGAGAAAUGAAGAGAUUAAUUCAGCAAAUACUGCUGUUCCACACUAAAUACAGGGCUAAAAAGAGGCCUGGGCUGCCAUGGCCACAUUUCUGUAUCAGCUCUGCUGAGGGCCAGUUGAGGCAUCACGCUGCUGUGGAGGCUCCCUUGGCCAGGACAAAAGGGCAGCCAGCUGGUGGCACUGUGCAGAGCUGCAGAGUGCCAAGAUGCCUUGGCCACAGAUGGGUGACAGGAGUGGUUCCUACAUGAACCAUCCUCCAGGGACUCUGGCCUGCAUGGAUCACAGCUUUCCUGCCUCAGAAAUAGGGGGGUAUAGCCCACACCCCCGUUAUGGGCCAGUUGGUGACAACAGUGCAGUGGGCUCUGUGUUGGCACCUCCCUGUAAUGUGGCAGUGUAAAAUAGCCAUGAAUGAAGAACUGUGCUCCCUUCAUUUGAGUAUUGCAAGGGGUCACUCCUGGGGACAUGGAGGCACUGAGAUGAAAUGAAGGGAUUUGUUUUUGAAGGGGUUGCAAGGGAUGAACAUGGUGCUGGUGAGGGACAUAGAAAGGGAAACAGCCCUGGAGCUGUGGCUGCAUGGGAGGGAUGUGCACCAGUGCAGGGAGAGCAGUGAGCAGAACCCGGGCAGGACCACACAGCCCAGGACCAGGAGCUGAUGUAGCAGGAGGGGAUAGGCAGCAGCACCUGGGUGGGGUUCUGUUCCUUGCCAACCCAGCUGGUGUCCUGGAGCCUCCUUUGUGACCUCGGAGCAGAGCCAGAGUCAGGGUGCAUCAUGCAGUGGUGGCUGCUGCUGCUCGGCCUGCUGCUGGGGGCUGCCCUCCCACGGCCCUUGGAUGAGAGGGCCAGCUACUCGGUCCCUGAGGACUUCUCUGCACUCCUGGAGCUUCCACAGCAGCACUUUGGCUUGGUGGAUGAUUACGGCAUCAAGCCCAAGCAGCCGCGUCUCAGGACCCGCGUGGGACGGAAGCGGCCAAAGUGGCUGCAAAGAGCUGGCAAAAGCAAGAGAGAUGAGCUCGACCUGCAGGAGUACUACGAUGAUGCCCAUAUGUGAACCAGUGUGCCCACCACAGCCUGGCCCCAGGGACCCCUCGCUGCAGGACAGAAUCUGACUCUGCAUUAAAAGUCACCCCAGAGGGAUGUGACGGGAAGCUGGGCCCUGGUCACAAGGAGGAGAUGCUGUCACCCCAGCCUGCAGCAGGAAAGGGCCUGAGCAGGCUCCGG
Messenger RNA from Neopsephotus bourkii (Bourke's parrot), 1448 nucleotides. It is a transcript of the gene FREY1, whose product is annotated as Frey regulator of sperm-oocyte fusion 1. The transcript has 4 exons. NCBI's taxonomy places the organism in Eukaryota, Metazoa, Chordata, Aves, Psittaciformes, Psittacidae. Bases 1000 to 1278 code for a protein of 92 amino acids. The record is from RefSeq and is a predicted model, not a curated record.